UGCUGUGGCCUGGCUGAGCGUGUCCUCGUGCUUGAAGUCUCGCGGAACUGGGAUUCGGUUCGGCUCGUCUACAGCAAUAUAAAAGGCUCAGUGUUCCAGCAGCAUCAUGUCAGUGUCACCAGAUAAACGGAGGAAAAUGGAGUCUGCACUCGAGCAGCUGAAAAAGUACACCGUGGUGGUCGCUGAUACUGGAGAUUUUAACGCCAUUGAAGAGUACAAGCCUCAGGAUGCUACAACGAACCCCUCCCUCAUCCUGGCAGCAGCCAAGAUGCCCACCUAUCAGCAGCUGGUGGACAAAGCAAUUAAAUACGGCAUUGCUAAUGGCGGGACCGAAGAGGAGCAAAUAACUAACAUAAUGGACAAGCUGUUUGUCAGCUUUGGUGUGGAAAUUCUUAAAAAGAUUCCUGGAAGAGUCUCCACUGAGGUAGAUGCAAGGCUAUCGUUUGAUAAAGAUGAAAUGGUGGCUCGUGCCCAGCAACUCAUUUCUCUUUAUGAGGACGCUGGAAUCAGUAAAGAGAGAGUGCUCAUCAAGCUUUCCUCGACAUGGGAGGGCAUUCAGGCUGGCCGGGAAUUGGAGGAAAAGCAUGGCAUCCACUGCAACAUGACUCUGCUGUUCUCCUUUGCCCAGGCUGUAGCUUGUGCUGAGGCCAAGGUCACCCUUAUUUCACCCUUUGUAGGGCGCAUAUUUGACUGGUACAAAGAAAACACUGACCGCAAGAGUUAUGAGCCUCAUGAAGACCCUGGUGUGGUGAGUGUAACAAAGAUCUACAACUACUACAAGAAGUUUGGUUACAAAACGGUAGUGAUGGGUGCAUCCUUCAGAAACACUGGGGAGGUGAAGGCUUUGGCUGGAUGUGACUUGCUCACAAUUUCACCAGGACUGCUGGGAGAGCUCAGCCAGGAUCACAGCGUUGUGUCUUGCACUCUCACUCCACAGAAAGCAAAGGAUUGUGAUCUGGAAAAGUUGCACCUGGAUGAGAAGACCUUUCGCUGGCUCCACAAUGAGGACCGCAUGGCUGUGGAAAAGCUUUCAGACGGCGUUCGUAAAUUUGCAGUGGAUGCAGUAAAGCUUGAGAGCAUGAUCAAGGAGAAGAUGCUAAACGUGAAAAAUGGAAAAUAAUGUGGAGCGAAGUAAAAGAAAAAAAGACCUAUUGUCCUGAUCCUUUAUCUCCUAUUAUGCUGCACUGUGUGACGACUGGCUCAGAUGUUGACUGACUGCAGAUUGCUUCUGAUGCUAUAACAGAUAUUUCCUAGUCUUAACUUUGGGACCAACAGGGGUUUCUGUAUUACCUAUAAACUCUUUUUGUAAAUGGAUUUAAGUACCCAUUUCUAUAACACAAACAUUCUUUUAAAGCUGUAAAAACAUUCCAUGGUUGGAAAACAUAUACCACUGUCUAAGAUGUUGUUGGAACAGCCAAGAGACUAAAGUAAGUAUUUUAGACACCAUGAUCCAGAUUACUGAAUAAACCUAAAACAUUACCUUCAGAUCCAUGUUAUUUUAAUAAAUUCAAGUCCUUAAUGGAAGUACCCCAAUGUUUGUCACUCAGAAACACAUUUGGAGAGAGAAAUAAUCCCAGUUAUUAAAAUCUAUUUUUUCUCA
Molecule: messenger RNA, 1600 nt
Organism: Trichomycterus rosablanca
Lineage: Eukaryota; Metazoa; Chordata; Actinopteri; Siluriformes; Trichomycteridae
Gene: taldo1
Product: transaldolase 1
Exons: 8
Coding region: 107-1120 (337 amino acids)
Biological process (GO): pentose-phosphate shunt; pentose-phosphate shunt, non-oxidative branch; carbohydrate metabolic process
Cellular component (GO): intracellular anatomical structure; cytoplasm
Molecular function (GO): transaldolase activity
Source: RefSeq, a predicted model, not a curated record